Messenger RNA from Microthlaspi erraticum, 1068 nucleotides. The record is from the annotation of a GenBank genome assembly. NCBI's taxonomy places the organism in Eukaryota, Viridiplantae, Streptophyta, Magnoliopsida, Brassicales, Brassicaceae.
AUGGGAAAGCUUUUGUGUGAUUCGACGACGACAUUUCAAUCUCCUUCACCUACCGUUCCGUGGAGGGAACCGGCGACAGCCGCCGUGUCUCUCGAUGACGUGGAUCUUGUUGACCAAUCCGCGGCGGCUGCAGCUGUUGAAGCGGUGGAGAAGACGAUGGCGGCCGCAACCACCACUGCAUGGGAUGAGGUUUUCGGUUUAGAGGAGCAGCAGAGACGGCACCUCCAGCUGCUUCACGCGAAAGGGGUUCUGUGGAAGCAUCCCGGGAAAGAAGAGGAAUCCUCCGCGCCCGUCGUUUUCCGUCUCUCCCACGGCGGAGAGGUCUCAUCGGACGGGAACUGCCUAUUCACAGCGUCCCAGAAGGCCAUGGAGGCGCGUGGGAUCGACGCGCGUGACCUCCGGCGGCGCACGGUGCGGAGGUUCCUUGAGGAUUUCGGAUCCGCGAGCGAGGAAGAAAAGGAGGUAAUCACGGAGGCGAUUAGGCAUAUGUAUUCGCCGGAUCUGAAAACCGGGUGGGGGAUUCAUAUCGUCCAGGAAGAGAAAUUGCUCGCCAAAAAAGAUGAGCGUGAGAGUUUGGAUUCCGCCAUUGAAGAGCUUUUGCAGAUUGGAAUGCAGAGAGAAACAGCUGCAGAGUCGAUCUACAGAGAGAGGUGUCUCCCGGUGAACGACGGGCUUAGCUGGGCAAAGUACAUGUCGAUAUCAGGGUCGUCAGAAGAUGAGCAUGAUAUCAUCACCUUACAGUAUACAGAAGAUGGUUUGUUAUCUGUAGAUGAGAACAGAGACGGACAUGCAGCUGCUUUUGGGGAUGACAUUGCAAUUGAAUGUCUUGCCACAGAAUUCAAACGAGAAAUCUAUGUGGUGCAAGCGCAUGGAUCAGAUGGGAUGGUAGAGGAAGAGAACUGUGUGUUCUUCCUUCCUCACAAACCAAGAAGUGAAGUCAUUGAAUUCCCAGUCUUUCUAUUCAUGAAAGGGACAGGUUGGUGUGGUGGUGGAGCAGAUCAUUACGAGCCUUUGAUUGCGAAUCCAUCUCCGAUGAUAUCCCAUGAGAAAGUCGCCCUCGUUCUCUGA